Molecule: messenger RNA, 329 nt
Organism: Dentiscutata heterogama
Lineage: Eukaryota; Fungi; Glomeromycota; Glomeromycetes; Diversisporales; Gigasporaceae
Source: the annotation of a GenBank genome assembly
GUCGAUAAGUGGGCAAUUCCCUUCGACAGUCGCCCGUGUAGAAUUGAAAAUGUGUUUAAGAAUGCAAGAAAAUCCUUUUCUCAAAUUUAAAAAUGAGAUCGUUGAAAUAUUAAAAAAUAAUUUUGAAAUUAAUGAAUAUUUUGAUUCUGAAAUAAUUUCGUCAAACGAUCGUGAUAAAGAUAUAAUGAUUUCAAGAGAAGGUAUCGAAAUUUUGAUUACGUGUAAAUACAGACCAGUUAAAAAUAUUCGAUUUUCUGAUGUUGAAAGAACUGCUGCAAUUAGCAAACUAUGCAAAGUUCAAGGUGUUAUUGUUACCAAUCUUGGAUAUA